AUGUCACAGUCAUUGUAUAAUUUUCUUAUAUUGUUUUCUGGCUUUCGAAUAAGUAUCGAAGCCAAAGAUCCGGUGCUACCACCAUGUCCUACAAACAUUCAGUUUUUACCUCAAAACCUGCCUAUGCAUUGCCAAAUGCAGACACCGCCUGAAAAUGCCAAUAAUCCAAAAAACAUGCCAUUCCCACCCCAGGGCUUUAAGUUUCCCUCAUAUCCACCUCAGUUUUAUCAAGGACUCCCAGGAAAGUUGCCUGAGCCAGGUCUGCCGGGACCUAUGAAUAUACCACCAGGCUUUCCGGGGCCUAUGCCUUUAUCUCCAGGCUACCCAGGGCCUUUGCCUUUACCUCCAGGCAUGCCAGGAGCGCCAAUUCCCCUGGGCCCCCCAAUGCACCCAGGUCCAUCUCAAAAGUUGCCUGUUAUUGUAAUGCCAUUCUACUCACCUGACACGUCAUUUAAGAAAUCACAAUCCAACCAGCUUCCAGAAGAACCGAGGAAAAGAAGAGGUCGUAAACAUAAAAGAAAACAACGGCCUCAAAUGCAUUCAGAUACAGACGAUAGUACAGAAUCCGACUCUUCCACAGAAGAAGAGGGCUGGUGGAGAGGGAGACGUGAUGGACGGAGAUCAACAUAUGGACAUUAUAAGAAAAAUAGACAAACAAAUAGGAAACAUGACUUGCUUACUCCAAUGCUGCAGUAUGUUACAAAAGACGGCUAUGUGGUAUUUGAAGAAAAGAUAAGCAAAAAUGAAGCGAAAGAAUGGUUGAAAAUGAAAGCUGAGACUACUACGGACCAUCCUUCCCCGCAUCACGAAGAUGACAGUGAUACAGGUCGUGAUCACGGACAUGAAUAUGUACUAGAAAGAAAAACUAGAAAUGAAGAUGUCGAAAACAGAACAGAAAAUAAUUUACGUUUGCAACGCAAAAAGAAAUUAUUGAGAUACAAAUCGGCCAAACAAACCAAAGCAGAUGUAAAUAAAGAUGUUGAAGAUAUUACAACAUAG
Molecule: messenger RNA, 999 nt
Organism: Leptidea sinapis
Lineage: Eukaryota; Metazoa; Arthropoda; Insecta; Lepidoptera; Pieridae
Product: SR-related and CTD-associated factor 4-like
Exons: 1
Coding region: 1-999 (332 amino acids)
Source: RefSeq, a predicted model, not a curated record